This is a messenger RNA of Linnemannia hyalina, 372 nucleotides long. Lineage: Eukaryota; Fungi; Mortierellomycota; Mortierellomycetes; Mortierellales; Mortierellaceae. The record is from the annotation of a GenBank genome assembly.
AUGCUCAAGCCAAAACUUAUCUCACAAGUUCUGCAACAAGCAACCACAGGCGGCGUCAAGGCCACAAUAUUACUGAACCCAGAAGGAUCGUUGUUGGCAUUUGCAGCACAGUCGGAUCGGGACGCACGCAUCUAUGGAGCCAUCGCCUCGAACAUCUGGACUAUUUACUCAAAGCAUUGCAAGCCAGAAGUCGGACCAUUAUCUUUCCUUAUGCUCGAAUGUGAGGAAGGAAAGGUGGCGAUCACGAUUGUUAGCACAAUGAUCCUUUGCCUGGUCGCCCGGGACGACGUCGAAUUGGGGAUCCUCAAGGCCAAAUCUGAAGCCUUGACGAGGCAUCUGGAAGAGCCCCUCAGUCGAGUCGCUGGAUACUAG